Messenger RNA from Paralichthys olivaceus (Japanese flounder), 1758 nucleotides. It is a transcript of the gene pld6, whose product is annotated as phospholipase D family, member 6. Gene Ontology annotation, biological process: piRNA processing. NCBI's taxonomy places the organism in Eukaryota, Metazoa, Chordata, Actinopteri, Pleuronectiformes, Paralichthyidae. Gene Ontology annotation, cellular component: mitochondrion. The record is from RefSeq and is a predicted model, not a curated record. Gene Ontology annotation, molecular function: RNA endonuclease activity producing 5'-phosphomonoesters, hydrolytic mechanism.
CUGCCCCACACGUCAGUCAGGCUCGUGGCAGUGACGUCACCGCGUCUGACACACGCAGCUUUUCCCGCGUGGUGGCGACAGAAGCAGCCCAGAUUUAGUUUUGUGAUAGAUCGAUGAUGUGGACAGUGAAGGCAGUCGGCCUCGGGGUGGUGGCCCUCUCUCUGAGCUUGGAGCUGUUCGUCUGGUUCCUCCGGCGCUUCAAGCCUAGACGGACCCUCCACGAGGUCCUCUUCUUCCCCUCAGAAAUGGCCUGUGUGGAGCACAUCUUCAUCCCCUCUUCACCACAUUCCUGUUUAUGCCCAUUGCCUCAUGGCGUCGAGACCUCUUUCUCCCGUCUUCUCUGCCGCAUCCUGUCGGCCAAGUCCUCUUUGGACUUGUGCAUUUUUUGCUUUUCGAACAUGGAACUAUGCAGGGCUGUACUAGCGCUGCAUAGCAAGGGUGUAACCAUCCAAGUCCUCACUGACCAGGAAUACGCUCACGUCACUGGCUCCCAGAUAGGGGUCCUCCGCAAGGCCGGGAUUUGUGUGCGCUGUGACGUGGCUUCCGUGUACAUGCACCACAAAUUUGCAGUGGUGGACGGUCGGCUGCUCAUCACUGGCUCCCUCAACUGGACGCUGACAGCAGUGCAGAGCAACAUGGAGAACGUCCUCAUCACGGAAGAGCCCGACCUGGUGCGACCCUUCAUCAGAGAGUUCCGCAGGUUAUGGGCGGUCAAUGAUCCAGCUCGAAACCAUCACUCAGUCGACCAAAAACCUGCUCACGUUGUCGCUAGCACUAGUGAGUAGUCACCCACGAUGGGUACUUAAUCACACUGUAGAAGGUCUGUAUGUGCAAACUGUGCAGUCAGCUUGGUGAGAGAAUACCUCCAGAAUCAAUAUUUUCUUGUUAUAGAGUUGUUACUUUAAGUUUAUGAAGAUUUGUUCAAAUGAAGAUGUUACUGUAGAAGAUAACAGGAGUUUGAAGCCGUAGCCAGAAGAGAGGCCUGGUUUUGAAAGUUUUAUCAGGCUGAAUCUGGUUUAUUUUUGUAUAACUUUUAUUUCACUGUGUACAAAAACAUGUGCUGUUGAAGCCGUCCACUUGGCAGAGACCUAAGACAAGGAUAAUUUCCACUAUAUAGUUUGGCUUUUUUAAAGAAAUGUAAUCCCCUGUUUCCUUAGUUGAGAACAUUUCUUAAGUUUUUAUAUCCUUGUUUAUAUUUGUAUAUAUUGUGUCACAGAUUGACAGAAUGUUAUAACAGUUGUUUUUUUGUUUUUUAAAGAUUUCCACUGGUGACUACAUUGAUCUUGUUCCCACGUAGCCAUCACAUAAUCAAUAAUCUAUUAUUUGAUAUACACAGACUUGUCAGAUGGUUGAGGUUUAAUCCUUCUUUUGAAAUCAGUCCACAAUUCAAUUUGUUUACAGUAGCUCUAGAUCACACUGGCUGUAAAAACCCAGGGUGUGCUAUACUGCUGUGUCAGAUAUGCCAAAAAAAUAUAUAUAACUCUUUCCUGCUGCAGUUUUGGGAGGUCAGUUGCAUCAUUGCCUCACAGCAGCAGUUUUUCUCCUGCUCCAACAUGAUUCACUAAGUUUCAUAUUCACAGAGACGCCUCACAGCACAAAUACGCACUGGUAUUCUCUGUGUUUAACAAUACACGCCUUUGUGGUCUGCCUGUAGAGUUGAUCUGGUCUCGACAUGAUAAAUGUGCCUGGGUGCAUGACUGCAAUGCUCACAGUCAGACCGAUGCUUGUCAAUAAAGACCAUAACUGGUUUGUCUAACU